This is a messenger RNA of Podarcis raffonei (Aeolian wall lizard), 4995 nucleotides long. RefSeq names its product BMP2 inducible kinase (gene BMP2K). Gene Ontology annotation, molecular function: protein kinase activity; ATP binding. The transcript has 16 exons. The coding region runs from base 374 to 3772 and encodes 1132 amino acids. The record is from RefSeq and is a predicted model, not a curated record. Gene Ontology annotation, biological process: protein phosphorylation. NCBI's taxonomy places the organism in Eukaryota, Metazoa, Chordata, Lepidosauria, Squamata, Lacertidae.
UUUUCCCCUGUGAGGGAAGAAGCGCGAGCGCGAGGGCGCGCGCGUGUGAGAGAGAGAAGGGGAGAGAUACGGCGCUGCAGGCGGGGGUGGCCGAGACUCGGCUCGCCUCACACACAUAACACGCCACUUUCCUUCCCGGAAUGUGAGGCGCGGCGGAGCCGGGGUUGUCAAGCGCAGGUUCCCACAGUAGCGGCGGCGGCGGCCUGGGGCUCCCCAGUGCGGGGCCGGGCGCUGACUGACUGGCGCGAGCCUCCGCGGUCCCAGCCCCUGAGGGAAGAAGGGGCGGCUCCUUGGGCGGCGGCGGCGGCAGAGGCUUCUUCUCCCCCUCGCCCCGCUCCUCCUCGGGUCUACUUCCCCGAGCUCCUCGCCCGCCAUGAAGAAGUUUUCUCGCAUGCCCAAGUCUGACGGCACCGGAGGCAGCACGAGUAGCGGCGGCGGAGGUGGAGGCGGCGGAGGGACGUCGGCGGCCGUGUCGGGCUUUGUGGCCGGAGGCGGGCCGGCCGUGGGCAGCAGCAGGGUCUUCGCCGUGGGGCGCUUCCAGGUCACGGUGGAGGAGCUGCUGGCGGAAGGUGGCUUUUCCACAGUGCUACUUGUGCAUACACAUGGUGGAGUCCGAUGUGCAUUGAAACGAAUGUAUGUUAAUAAUGUGCCUGACCUCAAUAUCUGCAAAAGAGAAAUAACAAUAAUGAAAGAACUGUCUGGGCACAAGAACAUUGUAGGGUAUUUGGAUUGUGCUGUUAAUUCUGUUAGUGAUAAUGUUUGGGAAGUGCUCAUCUUAAUGGAAUACUGUCGUGCUGGGCAGGUAGUGAAUCAGAUGAACCAGAGAUUGCAGACAGGCUUUACUGAGCCAGAAGUGCUAAGGAUAUUUUGUGAUGCCUGUGAAGCUGUUGCUAGGCUGCAUCAAUGCAAAACUCCCAUUGUUCAUAGAGAUUUGAAGGUUGAGAACCUUUUGUUGAAUGACAGUGGAAACUAUGUCCUCUGUGACUUUGGCAGUGCCACUAAUAAAUUCCUUAAUUCUCAGAAAGAUGGAGUUAAUGUAGUUGAAGAAGAAAUUAAAAAGUAUACUACGUUAUCAUACAGAGCUCCUGAAAUGAUUAAUCUUUAUGGAGGGAAACCAAUUACUACCAAGGCAGAUAUCUGGGCUCUUGGUUGCUUGCUAUAUAAGCUUUGUUUCUUCACACUUCCCUUUGGUGAGAGUCAGGUUGCCAUUUGUGAUGGAAGCUUUACCAUCCCAGACAAUUCACGUUACUCCCAUGGUAUACAUUGUUUGAUAAGGUAUAUGCUUGAACCAGAUCAAGAACAGAGACCUGAUAUCUUUCAAGUUUCUUACUUUGCCUUUAAACUUGCCAAAAAGGACUGUCCAAUAUCCAAUAUCAAUAAUUCUCCUCUCCCUUCAACUCUUCCUGAGCCCCUGACAGCUAGUGAGGCUGCUGCUAAGAAAAGCCAAAUAAAAGCUCGAAUAACAGAUGCCAUUGGACCAACAGAAACCUCAAUAGCACCACGACAAAGACCAAAGGCCAAUACAAGCACUGCCACUUCUAGUGUACUAACAAUUCAGAGCUCAGCAACACCAGUCAAAGUGCCAGUCCCUAGUGAUUUCAACAAUGGACAAAAAGGAGCCUCAAAAUCUGGAAAUAGCCAAGAGAGUAUGUUGUCCCAGGGAACUAAUCAGGCCCCACAGCAAAAUAGAGUACUGCAACAACUACAGCAAGGUGACUGGAGGCUACAGCAGUUGCAUCAUCACCACCACCAGCAGCAGCAGCAACAACAAUUGAUUCAGGAUGCAUACAUGCAUCAGUAUCAACAAGCAAUGCAACAGCACAUGAUUCAACAGCAGCUUUUGAUGCGCUCUGCUUACCAGCAGCAACCUUCCCCUUCCUAUCCAGCCAUGGUGCAGCAGUACCAACAAGCUCUCCUACAUCAACAAGCCCUUGUGAAGCAGUUGCAACCUCCGAAACAUUCUCCUGAAUUUCUUGCCUCUCCUCAGGAGUUUUCACCAGCCUUAAUACCCCAUUCUAAAUCCUUUCCAACUCAUGUUGGUGCAGCGUUGGACACACCUUAUACUACAAACAGGUCAUCUGCCGCUGAUGCUGAGUCUGUUUCCAGCUAUCCAAAACAGAAUGUCAGUAACCCUCCUGAUAUGUCUGGCUGGAACCCGUUCGGAGAAGACAAUUUUUCCAAGCUAACAGAGGAGGAGCUGUUGGACAGGGAAUUUGACCUUCUGAGAUCAAAUAGGCUCGUGGAGAGGAGAACUUCCUCAGAUAAGAAUGUGGAGCCACAUUCUGUUCCACAGAACCAUCCUCCAGAAGAUCCCUUUGGUUCUGUACCUUUCAUUUCUCACCCAGGUUCCCCUGGAAAUGAAAUUAAUAACUCAGACAGCAGUCUAGAGAACAAGGUAGGGAGCCCAACCAAAAAUGAGAGGUCAAGCCAGGCUAUUGGGGACUGUGAAAAUGUAAAGAAGGUGAGAGAAGGAAACACGAAAAAAGGAAAUGAUGAAUCAGAGAGUGACUUUGAAUCAGAUCCUCCAUCUCCUAAGAGCAGUGAGGAAGAGGAGCAAGAGGAUGAAGUCUUGCAGGGCGAGCAUGGAGAUUUCAUUGAUGACAACGAUACCGAACCAGAGAACUUUGGCCAGCAUCCUCUUCUAAUGGAUUCUGAUGAAGAUGCAGAAGAUGAUGAUAAACCAAGUUCUGACUCUGAUUCUUGCCAUGCUAGGCCUGUGGAUGAGAUGCCUUGCAGCAGAUACAGAGAAGGGACUGCCAGUGUUGAAAACAGGGAGCCUAAUGUAACAUUUCCUGUGUUGACCGAAUUGCCAAAUACAGUAACCAAGGUGAGCCCCAAACAAGAAUUUGAUGUCUUUGGAGCAGUUCCAUUCCUUGCUCUUCAUUCUCAAGAGCCCAAGCAAAAUGAUAGCAAAGGUUUCUCUCCCCAGGCUACGCUCCCAGGCUUAGACCAAGAUCAGGAUGAUUUUGAUGUCUUCACCAAAGCCCCAUUCAGCAGAAAAAUAUCUCAGCAAGAUGACUUGAUUUCAGGUUCUGAAAACCAACCUUCUCCCAUAUCGCCCAAAAGUGUGGAUGCUUUUGGCUGCAUCCCAUUCCCUCAUUCCAUCCCAAAGAAUGACGAGAGUAAAGAGGACUUGUUUGGGCUUAUCCCGUUCGAGGAGAUAGCAGGGAGCCAACAGCAGCAAAAAGUGAAGCAGCAACGCAAUCUGCAGAAACUCUCCUCUCGCCAGAGACGCAUGAAGCAGGAAGUAUCAAAGAACAAUGGGAAGCGCCACCAUGGUACGCCAACUAGCACCAAGAAGACCUUGAAGCCCAGUUACCGCACACCAGAAAGAGCCCGCAGGCACAAAAAAGCUGGCCGUCGGGACUCCCAGAGUAGUAAUGAGUUCUUGACAAUCUCUGAUUCCAAGGAAAAUAUAAGUAUUGCCCUUUCAGAUAGCAAGGACAGAGUCAACCCUCUGCAAGCAGAUGACGGUCUUCUGGAUCCCUUUGGAGCCAAGCCUUUCCACCCUACGGAACUGGUGCUUCUUCCCCAGCAUCAAGGUUUGGGUGAUCAUUGUGGAGACUAUAACACAGUAGUUCCUGGUAGACCUAGACAGAGUUCACUACUUGGUACCAUUCAUUCUGGCGAUGGGAUAAAAUUAACAGAUGAUUUUGGGGCAGUUCCUUUCACGGAAUUUGUUGUGCAGACUGUGACAUCUCAACAAAGCCAGCAGCAACAGACAGUAGAGUUGGAUCCUUUUGGGGCUGCUCCAUUUCCUUCCAAACAAUAGAUUGAACCAGGAGCACUGUUGCAUUAUUUAAGGAUUUUCUGUACCACCAUACACUAUCUGGUUCAACUGAGAAGAAACUUUUUUUCUUAGUACAAUUGAUUCAUUUCUCAGUAGAGAACCUCAUAUUUUAAAAUCUGCUAUCUUAAGCAUAUAAUAUUGAGAUGGCGAAGAGGUAAAAGAAUUUCACUAAGACCUUCUGAUCUCUUUUCAAAAUCUCCUAUCUGUUGUUGCAGCUACUGCCUAUUACUUUAUCAACAAACAGCCAUGGUGUGCUUUUUACCAUGUACUCUUCACCAAAGAGGUUGUUACAAGAAAGGUCCGAUUUGAGGUUUGUUAUAACUGGCCUGAGGGGAAUGAGAAAAUGCCUAAAUAUGUAAGAAGCUGGAUUGAUCUGGGACUGCUUCACUUGCUAGUUGUGGGAUCCCUCCUAAAACAUCUCUGAACUUCUGAGGUUUCUGACUUGACAUUAGAUUCCUAAACAUCACAAAAAACCCAAACCUUUGUAGCUGUGGUUCCCAGAACUCUGCUUCCCGCCCCCCAGUAAGUGCCAUUAAUGUAAAACAAGGAUAGUUCUAACUCUUAAGAUCUCAAGAACUUAGUGGAAUACAAUAUUAGAUAAAGUUGGGAAUCAAGGAGGAAAAUAAAAAUACAUAGCUGGAUUCUGCAGCACUUCGAAGAUUAUACAGUUCCAGCUUGAUUUACCUGCAUAUACAACAUUCGACAAGACAGAGAAGACAAAAGCCGGAAAUUUGGUGGCAAGUUCUAACCUGUACAGCUCUAUGAUAAAGUAGGAUUUUCACCUAAUGUAUUUUUCUAGGGUUUUGUACUCCGUGGUAUACCCUAGAAAUGUCUUUUGAAUCACUCUCACUUAACUCGUCCCAUUUAAUCUUUUUGAGUGCAUUCUGUCUCACAAUAUUGUACUUACCUUGAGAGUUCAUACAAAAUACACGUAACUCUAAAGAAACUUUUAACUUGAAUUUAGGCAGCUUCCAGCACUGGAGGUAUAAAACUGAAGCCUUUAAAAAAAUGAUGCUGAUUUGAGUCUGCUACCAGUAAACUGCAUAGUAAACCACCAAUGCCUUACAGCCAGGACCAUUGUCCUGUCAUACUUUUACCUCUGAGCCAUUUGGUGCCCUUGAGACACAGUUUAAAAACAUGUAGAACUUAGAAGGUGAGUAUUUGAUGCAUUUCUCAACUUCCCAUGUGGACAAAGGUGUUCAUAA